This is a messenger RNA of Arachis stenosperma, 1373 nucleotides long. RefSeq lists its product as uncharacterized. The record is from RefSeq and is a predicted model, not a curated record. Lineage: Eukaryota; Viridiplantae; Streptophyta; Magnoliopsida; Fabales; Fabaceae. Bases 440 to 1090 code for a protein of 216 amino acids. The transcript has 6 exons.
CAAUUAAUUCAUUUAAUUAGUUACUUCCUUUCUCCCACCUCUUCUUACUUGUUAUCUUUCUCCACGCACCACCCUCUAUUUCUUGAUAAUAUUAGCAAAUCAAUAAUAAUAUUAUAAUAAUAUUACUCUACUAAAAUUGCACCCUUCAACCGUCAUUAAGAGAAAACACAAGUUCCGUAAACCAUUUUUGUACCUGAAUUUCAUUUGUACCAGGUUGGUCAAAUGGUUAGCUAACUGGUCUGCUUAAGCAAGUUCGGGUUUUCAUCUCGCCUUGUAUAUGCAAAUCUCAGAAGUGCUCAAAUCCGCGGCAUAUUAGUGUUAGGCCUGCCGAAGUAGCUUUAUAAUUGUUUUCCUUAAAGAAGGUCCGGAGUUUGAGUCUUGUGAAUGAGAAGAUUAAAUUCAGUGCUGAGAUAGCUUUAUUCUGCAGUGACGUGGCACGAUGAACAUUAUGUCGACCAACCAGUGUGGUUGGCCUCUGAGAGUUCACCAUGAUCAUCACACUGAUAAAGGAGGUAUUAUUAAGGCUCCGUUUUUAGGAUCCAGAGGAUUGGACUUUGUUAAUGCUGCUCAUAAAUGUCAUCAUCAUGGUGCAAGGAAAUGUAGGCCAAUUUCUUGCAGUGCAGUGAGUGACAAUGUGGAUCCUUACGACUCAGAUGACAUUCAAAAGAACAAAUCUCAGAAGGGUGAAACUGGAGGAGUGAAUAGUGAAAUGCUUAGAGAGAGUCUUGAGAAAAUAGUUGGUACUGAUGAUUCCACGUUUAGUGGAUUUGACCUUGCUACACUCAUUAGGAAAAAAUAUGGCAGGUCUUAUGAUGUUCAGCUAAUAAAGAAGGAAUUCAUGGGAAGAAAUCUGCUUGCUUUGAAUGUCAUGUGGAAGUACAUGGAACAGAGAUCAUUUCCAUUGACCGAAGAAGAGUAUAUUUUGAGGCUUGAUGAUGUGGCCAACACAUUAAAAUGUUGGGGAGCUGUCUCACAUAUUCGGAACAGCCUACAAAAUUCUAAAGAACGGCCUCGGAUAGGGAAGGCCGUAAGCAUUUUCAUUGAUAUGGAUGAGUCUGGUGCUCGUUCAAACGAGUGGAUAUACAAAUAGAUUGCAUUGAUGAAUUGAAAUUCAUCUUAAUUCAGUCACUGAAUUCCAUCCCAUAACGUGACAAGGGAGGAACCCAUACUCAGCAGUAUCACUUUUGUUGAACUUUAUUGAAUUCAGUGAAUUGUCAUCUUAACAAAAUCUACAGCCUCUAUAAAGUUUCUGUUGGCACCAGGUCAUGGCACCUAUAAUUUUUGUUCUUCCCUUAAGUUCACAAUAUUGAUGUAAAAUGUGUUGAUAUAACGAAGCAUCCAGGUUAUAGUAAAUUUCUCUUUUAUUUGGGAAA